UCAAACAUUUAGGGACAGAGAUUCACCUUGGUAAGGGGCACGGCAUAUGGAACGAAAUGCAAAACAUUUUGAAUUGAAGAAUGGAGUGUAUUUCAGCCCGGUAGUUAUUUUACUCUGCCAGUAGAUCUAGUAAGUCAUAUGCAUGGUAUAUGACCAGGGCUUGAUGUUUAUGAUGUAUGUCUUAUUUGACCAUAAAACAUGUGCACAUCACCACAUAUUAUCAACCAUGUACAUGUUGUGUGUGUGUUGAAGUGCUACAUUAUGUGACACUUCCAAAGGUCAGAGGCACACAUAUAUGAUUUGGUGAAAUAAUAAUCUAGACGAAGAGGUCUGUGUAAUGUCGGCAGCGACAUGUUGGAAGUUUUCAUUUAAAUAUUCUACUCCGUGAUGUAAGAAAUGGGAAACAGUUGACAGGGAGUCCGACAACUUGUGUGGAUUAUUAUUCUAUGAUAUUGGGAACUUAUUUCUUCACCCUUCAUUGUCUUUCCGUGUUGUGCAAAAAAAAAUUAUCCAAUAGAUUUUUUAAUAGUUUUCAACCUAUAUAUGACUGACACAUAUAAUCUGUGAGAAACAUCCUUGGAUCAUCCUUAAAACCUUGGAUUACCACCCCAUAGGCUUCGCUAACCUGCAGUGUUAGAUAUCUCUGGUUACCCAGCUGAACAGGUGCUUAUAGGACAAAAGUGUGGUACGACCUGAAGAGCCUUACGAGGAAGAUUGUGGAUAUUCAGACGGAGAGCUCCAGAGAUGGGUAAACCUCGGUGUGAGACAGCCUUCCCAUUGCCCAGUGCUCACUAUUUUGUAUGAUGUCCAACACCAGAGGAUGGGACGACUUCGCAAAGUUCUAUCAGGUCUUAGUGAUAUAGACUCGUUAGUGGGAUCAGGAGACUCCAAUAUAAGUCAGCCUUCCUCCGACAUUUCUCUAGACGAGGAACGAGAAGCCCUGCGGCGGGAGACAGUGCGGCAGGCAUUGGAUCAGCUGCAAAAGGCACGGUCCAAACCAGUGGCCUUCGCAGUUCGUACCAAUGUGGCUUACGAGGGUUCACAGGACAUGGAAUGCCCAGCCCAUGGGCAUGCUGUGUCCUUCGGUGUCAAAGAUUUUCUCCAUAUAAAGGAGAAAUUCAACAAUGAAUGGUGGAUAGGAAGACUAGUAAAGGAAGGCUGUGAUGUGGGUUUUAUACCCAGCCCUGCCAAGCUUGAGAACCUUAAGGUACAGCCAAGUAGUAGUGGAGGUCGGCCCACCAAGGUCUACUCUAAUAAAACACCCUCAUCUUCCAAUAUAGAGAGUCUGCUGGGUACAGGUGGCACAGGUACAAAUCCCUCGUCCAAUUCCCGAGGCUCUACACCACCCACACCAGAUGUGGAAAAUGGUAUUGAGAGUACGAUGGGUGAGGACAGCGACAGCGUCGGCAACUCCAAGAUGGGCAAGAGUAGUGUCACACCUCCCUCGAAGGAAAAGAAGAAACCUUUCUUUAAAAAGUCUGAGAGUAUCCCGCCCUAUGAAGUAGUGCCUUCCAUGAGACCCGUGGUGUUGAUAGGGCCCUCACUAAAAGGUUAUGAAGUAACAGACAUGAUGCAGAAAGCCCUGUUUGAUUUCCUCAAACAUCGGUUUGAAGGGAGGAUUAUAAUCACACAGGUAGCAGCAGAUAUAUCAUUAGCUAAGCGCCAUCCUUAUAACAAGCCAGGGAACCGGAUGCUUUCACCCAAAACACCAGGUAUAGGUGAGGUGCAGUUUCAAAUAGAGAGGAUAUUUGACCUGGCGCGGUCGCUACAAUUGGUUGUGCUGGACUGUGACACUAUAAACCAUCCCUCUCAACUCACCAAGACGUCUCUAGCUCCUGUUAUUGUAUAUGUCAAAAUUGCAUCACCAAAGGUACUACAGCGAUUAAUCAAAUCCCGUGGGAAGUCCCAGAGCCGGAAUAUGAACGUCCAGCUCGUGGCAGCAGAUAAACUUAACCAAUGUAGUCAGGAUAUGUUUGAUGUUGUACUGGAUGAAAACCAACUAGAAGAUGCCUGUGAACACCUCGCUGAGUUCCUGGAGGCAUACUGGCGGGCCACACAUCCUCCUAACAACACUCCUCAGUCGCCACGGCAACACGGCCAGGGCCCGCCCUCACCCAAUCCGCUGUCGCGUCACAACACACUGCCGGCACACAUGUCUUCUAACAGGCCACACAGUAUGGACCGUAGGGAUUCGCCUGACCGACACCCACGUGGAAGUCACCACGAUUCGUAUGAUCAUGGAGGAGGGCGUGAUAGACAUUCACAUGAUCACGAUGUCAGCCCAUCACACGACAAACUUCAUCAUGAUCAUGAUCAUGGAUCUGCUGACUAUGAUCGGGAUAGUGGUUACGAAAAGGCCGAUAGGAGAAGGGACUAUGUUGGGCACGGUGACCGGGAGCCACGUGGUCAUAGUUACGAUCACCGACGGGGAGAUCACGGGUCUCGUCCGUACGGUCGGGAACGCGACACAAUAGACAGUAAAUAUGGCUCCUCUCCCAGAAACUCCAGUUAUCAACAACAAAUGAAACAAGCCAGUAUUGACAUCUAGUUCACACGGGGGUAGAGCGCUGUAAACGUGAUCGCCUCCAGUUUAAUACUAACAAAUUGCGUUUUUUUUUCUGUUUGACAUCCCAGUAUGUAGUAUAACUAUUGAGUGACAUCAAUGACAAAAUCGAUUAAUUAGUGCAAUUGAUGAUGAUGAAGAUGAUGAUGAUGUUGACCAUGACUUGCAACCUUUGACCCCUACAAACUUUUUUAAGUUGAGAAUUUUUAGCCCACCAUUUGAUGAUGGUGGCUAUUAAAAUCGCUCUUUCGGUCUGUGGUCUGUCUGUAAACAAUCAUUGUUAUCACUAUUUCUUGAGAAGGAUAUUUCUCAAACUUCACUUGGUCCCUUGGACCAUUUUAAUUUUUAAUCUGAUCGGGAAAACAAAAUAGCGGAAAGAUGCCUUUCUUAAAUCUUCCUUAGGUUUCAUAUGAAGGUUUUCCCACAUAAUCAGAUUAUUAAGAGGCAAGAAGGAAAAACUAGAGAAAAGAUCUGUCUUACAUAGAAGCAAUUAAUAUUAUUCAAUGGUGGGUGCCUGGAUCCCUCUGUGGUCUCUUGUUUACCUUGAUUUCUGAUGUUGUGCAGACAUAGGGUGACUCUAGUGUUAUAGCUGAUGAGGAGCGAGAGUGUGUGGUAAUGGUUGUUAUUUAAUCUGCUGCGUGUCCGUGAAAAAGGAUAAUCAAAUGUUUUUAUGACGAAGGUUUGUCGAGGAUGUAGAGAUGAAAGGUGAUACAACAUAAACCUUUGUUACUUAGAAACUAAAGUUUGUUACUUAGCAACCAAAGUUUGUUACUAAGUAACAACAUGAAAUUAUCUAAACUGAAUACAGCCUCCACUAAUUAUUAACAAGAUGGAAAGUUAAAAAUUCAUUUUGGGUUUCAGGGUUUGAAAAACAUUUUUUUUCUCUUUUUUUUGCGAUUAUAGAGUUGUCUCCCCAAUGGUAGAGUCAUUGUGCUGCUGAUGAUGUGUCCGCUAGCAGUGUUUUCAGGCAUAACAUGUCACAUAUGAUUGAUGUAUUACAUCUUUACACAGUUUUCUAAAUGUUCCAAUGAAGCGGGUUUGGCAGAUUUCUUGUUGGCGAUAUCUUCACUAACAGGACAAAGAUCACUGUCUGUGGGAUACAGAUUUCCACUUAAAGUAUUAAUUAAAAAAAAAAAAAAAAAAGAAUUAUAAAUAUCUCUUCUACUCAAGGAGACAACUUGAAUAAUUGCAAUUAUUUUUGAAAAAAUUUUCAAUUCAGACAAAUAUAUUUGUUACAAUUUUAAUACGAAAAGAUGGCAUGUGUGACCUUUUUCCUCUGUAAGGACUUUGGAUUUUGAUUGUGUCAUCCUCGACUUUAGCUUGCUGUAUGGAUUGAUCCUGACCUCUGAGUAAUGUCUGUUUGUCACCAUCUUUAUGUUCAUUGCUGACUGGGAGUGUCUGCCAGCUGUAUGACAGUGCAAUAUGAUUGGUCAAACAUAAUGUUUGACUUCUGUUGUGAAAUGGCUUAGCCAUUGUGUUAUUGCUCAACACGUUUGUUUUGUUCCCAACACCCUUCAAAAUUGGUUUGAGUUUUCGUCUGUUGACCUGUUUGUACUUUCUGACCUGUGCAUGCCGACAUUGAAUUACUCAUCCUUACCCCUUCUGUCUCUCUGUAGAAUGACCCUGCUGACCUCUUCCUGACCUCUUUCUGACCCUGUGUGUCUUAUUAUAGGAUUGUAUCAUUGAUCCUUUUGUCUCACAAGUUUUCCCUAUAAAAUAUCAUACACCAUUUAAAAUCUUACCUGCAUCUAAAUUGUUCAUCUCAGCAGAAUCUUCGAGGGACAGAAUAAUUUGUCUCUACUGCCUCCGAACUGUUCAACUCAACAAUGUAAUGGUGGGUUUGAACAAUACAAACCUUACAGAGAAGGACAGAAUAAUUUGUCUACUGUCUCCGGACUGUUCAACUCAACAAUGUAAUGGUGGGUUUGAACAAUACAAACUUUACAGAGAAGGACAGAAUAAUUUGUCUACUGUCUCCGGACUGUUCAACUCAACAAUGUAAUGGUGGGUUUGAACAAUACAAACUUUACAAUGAGGGACAGAAAUACCCUCAGGUUGAUUAUUGUGUUCCGUUGAUAUAUUUCCUCGACAUAAUAGCAAUCAUACGUAGCAAUGUUUGAAUGGAUUGUAGAGACAGAAAAGGCAGGAGCAAUAGUACUGAACAUUUAUAACAUUAACUCGCAGUUUCAUGUCGGUAUCUGAAGCAUUAUUUUCACUUUUGGCAUUUAUGGAAUUCAGAAGAUAUUAUUAUUAUUAUAGAAUAUAUAAUGUUUUAUAACGAUAUAACUCAUCUCUCAUAGAAUAAAAAUCAAAGAUAUCCUCUUUGUACAGUUGAUGUGGUUGAUGUGCCUCUCAUAGCCAGACUCUAUACUUCAUUACACAUUCAUCCUUAUCCCUCUCAUUUUAAAAAUAAUUUUUUCAUUUUAUUGUUAUUGAAAUUACAUGAUUGAAUGAGCCACUUCCUUGCAACAUGUCACCUGAAUGUGACCUGUUCAUCUUCCCCAAAUGCUUGGUUGUCAAGUUAGUUACUUUUGUCAAAAAAGUCCAGUCAAAAUAAAUAACUUUGUCUAGUGAAAUUAACAGUAUUGUCCCCCAAAAAAAACAUUACGAGGAUCGUUUAAAAAUAAAAAAUAGACAGAUAUUUGUUUUUUUCUAAAGUUUUGCUUCAUAAUUACAAAUUGUAAAUACUGUGAAAACGUGCAUGUUUGGAUACCUGUAGUUGAUGUAACCCUACCACCCCUUUUUACCAAAAUAGACUGGUUUGGGGAUAUCUUAUUAUAUAUUGUUGUACAGGGGUGAUAGGUUCACAACAAUUAUACAUGACACUUUCUUUUCUUUUGAGAAUUACAUCUCCCUAUCAUUUCACAUUCACACAAAAGAUGCUCCCAAACUCCUUUCAAAACUGAUCUUAUUCCAGCAAAUGUUUUUCCAUGUUUGUAUAUUAAAUGAGAAAAUCAAAAAUAAGUGACAUGUUUGCUAUGUGCGGUACAGUUGUUGACCCCAUGUAUAUUUAUUUUAGUAUGAUGUAGAUCUUUCUAGACAUUUGCAGUUCUCAUCACCAAUCAACACAUUUUAAAUCUUUGUAGCCUAGCAACCAUUUCUAAACACAAGCAUCUAGAUAUUCUAUGGAACCUGUCUUCCUUUAUGACCUACAUGUAGAUGUGGGCAGGGCAGAGAAUCUGUAAACAAGAUCCGUGCCCCAGGGGCAGAGAAUCUGUAAACAAGAUCCGUGCCCCAGGGGCAGAGAAUCUGUAAACAAGACUCGUACACCAGGGGCAGAGAAUCUGUAAACAAGAUCCGUGCCCCAGGGGCAGAGAAUCUGUAAACAAGACCCGUACCCCAGGGGCAGAGAAUCUGUAAACAAGACUCGUACACCAGGGGCAGAGAAUCUGUAAACAAGAUCCGUGCCCCAGGGGCAGAGAAUCUGUAAACAAGACCCGUACCCCAGGGGCAGAGAAUCUGUAAACAAGACUCGUACACCAGGGGCAGAGAAUCUGUAAACAAGACCCGUACCCCAGGGGCAGAGAAUCUGUAAACAAGACCCGUACCCCAGGGGCAGAGAAUCUGUAAACAAGACCCGUACCCCAGGGGCAGAGAAUCUGUAAACAAGACCCGUACACCAGGGGCAGAGAAUCUGUAAACAAGACCCGUACCCCAGGGGCAGAGAAUCUGUAAACAAGACCCGUACCCCAGGGGCAGAGAAUCUGUAAACAAGACCCGUGCCCCAGGGGCAGAGAAUCUGUAAACGAAACCCGUACCCCAGGGGCAGAGAAUCUGUAAUCAAGACCCACGUCCCAGGGGCAGAGAAUCUGUAAACAAGAAACUCAGUUGUACAAACAGGAAAAUUUCAUACCUAGUUACUCGGUAAAGAUGGAUUGGUCUGCGGAAGGUUUAGUGGAGACUUGCUGGAGAUAGGGUCUUGAAAUUAAGUUGUGUAAAUUUACCUCUCCUGUCAAUCUAAACAAUCAAUCAAUGGCCAAUAUUUGUCUCCAUGGAUACUAUAUAUUGGGAAUGUGACCGUUAUUUCAUGGAUUUGACUAAUUUAACCCUCCAAUUAUUGCAAGAUUGUGACUCGGAAGUUUGCAGAUUUUGUGUCCAUAUUUUCUUUUCUGGAGUAAUCAUCACCUUACAAAGCCUCCUGAACAUUUUACACUCAAUUUAAUUAUGAAUAUACACCGAGUUGAUGUCUAUUCUCAAUGAUUUCUUAAUAUUGGUAUAGAAUUUUAUCAAAUUGUGUAUCUUUUCCUGAUAUGAUUAUUUGAAUUUUUGUCUCAUUUGCAAACUAAACAAAAAUUAUUAUAAGUAUACUAGUUUGUGCUUUAAGAUAUUACCAGUACCCUGUAAUGAAAUCUAAACAAAAUCUAUUUUUAAUGAUUUUGAAAUAAAACUGUUUGUGAGGAAAGCUGCUCCAUUAAAUGAAAAGGAAGCAUUUUAAAGUCAUUUUCAAAUUUAAAAACAAGGUAAAUUAUCAACUCAUCACCACCCAAUCGCAUGUUGACCAAAUCUAUCCUGCCAGAAUUUGUUGCAAUAUUUUAAAUAUUUGCGAUCGUCACAUACCAGAUAUCUUAUGAGCUCAUUUUAACAUUGUUUUGUGAGCAGACAAUAUGUGUAAAAUACUCAUUUGCAGUUAUAAAAAUCCAUAACAUUAUCAAAAAAAAAAACCCAACAAACAAACAAACAAAAGCAAAAAAAAACAUCAACUUGGUUCGAUGUGGUCUUCCUGUGUGUUAGACCUUGUUUAGUGGUAUAAGUUUAUCUAGACCAAGGUUUUUCACCUGAGCAGGUAUGAAUUGUACCAUUUCUGUGGUAUUUUUUUCAUCUGAGCAGGUAUGAAUUGUACAAUUUCCUUGGUUUUUUUUUACCCGAGCAGGUACAAAUUGUACCAUUUCUGUGGUAAUUUUUUCACCUCAGCAGGUAUAAAUUGGUAGUAAGAUUUUCUCACCCAAGCAGGUACAAAUUGUACCAUUUCUGGUAAGAUUUUUCACCCUAGCAGGUACAAAUUGUUCCAUUUCUAUGGUAACUUUUUUAUCCCCGAGCAGGUAUGAAUUGUACUAUUUCUGUAAUUUUAUCACCUGAGCAGGUAUGAAUUGUACUAUUUCUGUGGUAAUUUUAUCACCUGAGCAGGUACAAAUUGUACCAUUUCUGUAAUUUUAUUACCCGAGCAGGUAUGAAUUGUACUAUUUCUGUGGUAAUUUUAUCACUUGAGCAGGUAUGAAUUGUACCAUUUCUGUGGUAAUUUUUUUUAUCCCUGAGCAGGUAUAAAUUGUAGCCUGUUUCCUGUACAGAUAACGGUGUAUGCGGGGAUGUUGAUCAGCUGUGGCAGGCCAUAUGCUCUGAUCUCCUGUAUUAGUAUAUAAACCCUAGUUUACUUACUGGUGACCUGUUUGAUUUAGAUUGUUUAGUACAUUUAUGUUGGGAGAGUCUCUUAUUUAUCUGUAUCUAUACGAUGUAUUGAUUUUUAUUCAACCAACCAUUUAUUCAUCAAUACCUCAUUUUCACCGAUUGGACGGAAGGUCAUGACCUCUUAGGUGCCAUCUGUGUCUGUAAAACUUUGUACUUUAAAAGCUUAGAAUUUUAGAACCACUUAUAUGAUACAUAAAUGGAAGACUGAUGAACUUGGCCGUUGACAUUGUCAAUUAUGUAAGCAUUUCACAUGUUCAUAAGACAUGAGGUCUGCUAUUUAUUAUCCUAGUGCAUUGUCAUGGAGCGUGUCAGUACAUAGGGAGUUCUCAUAUAAUUUUUUUUUUUAAAUAUGCAUCUUAAGUCACUUUUUUUUACAAGACUCCUUAAAAUGUAUCGUUUUUUUAAAGAAAGAAACUUGGUAUUUAAAAAGUUCAUCCAUUUCAAACUAUAUUUUAUUUAACAUCUUUACUCUCCCUUUCAUCCCACCUGGUUCAAAUUUCAAUGCAAGCCAUUGUGUGAGAAUCGAUUAGAAGUAAUGUUAUUGUCUAUUGAUCAGGAUAGUAGUCCGGAGCACAUGAUUGGCUGAUAAAUUUCCAUUUUGCUCAUGAAUAUUUAUGAAUAUAAAUGUGGAUCUUCCAUACUAGCCUCAAGUGUGAGAGUUUGGUUGUCAUGGUUAUGUUUAUGUAAACAACCAGCCCCUUGUACAGCGUGUUAUUUACUGGCACUGUUUAGCGACAGAAUCUCUUGCGCUGUUUACCGAGAAACAGAAUCUCAUAUACUUUGUUCAGUAUGUGGCACACUUUUUACGCAAUUAAUUCACCUUUUGAGAUUUACUACACACAUUUAAUGGGAAGUGGAUACACAUGUUUAUUAUGAUUUGAGAUUUUUAUGUUAUAAAGAUUUCUAUGUGUUGAGAUGCGGAGGGGAUUUGUGAUUAUUAUUAUGAUAAUAAAUCUGUUAGUCUUUCGGACAUGGUGUAGCUUUACACUACUACAGUGUACAUCUAUACACAAAUACCAGACAGUGAUCAACGUUCGCUGUGUAUAUUUGUUUUCCGUUAUUUAAUUCUGCAUGUUAUUCAUCUUGUGGAUAAGUUAUAGUAAGAAAAGUUGUGAAUGAAAUGUGAUUGUACAUGCAUGUGUAAAAGACUUGUACUGGUACAUGUUAUUGUUUUGAAUGUACCUAGCAACUGUAUCUAAUGUGAGGUAUCAAUGCCUUUGGCUGUAUCCUUAAAAUUGUAAAAAAAAAAAAAAUUCCUAAAUUGUAUUUUUUUUUUUUUUUUUUCAAAACUUGAAAUUUAUUGCCAGUUUUGAAAAUCUGAAAUGAUUCAGUGUUUGAAAAAUACAUAAUUUAUUUAGCAACAAAAUUUUUAAUCAAUUUGUACAAAUUGGUUACAUUUUGAAUUUUAUAGUUUAUUGUCGAUGUCAAGUACAUCUUUUGUUUUUUAAAUUCUGAUAUUAGCUAUACAAAAUUUUGGUUGUGUAAACUUAAUUGCAAAUCUUUUGUAAUCUUGAAUAUAUACAGUUUUGGUUCGGGUGCUGAGACCCUUCAGAACUUCUUUGCCCGACUUUGUUGGGUCUGACUUUCGGAGAACAUGGUCGUCUAUAAUAUAUAUACAAACCGUCUGUAGUGGAGUGUGGUUGUUGCACAGGAUAAGAAACCCUUUCCUCAACCAUUCUCCCACAGCUGGUAUGAUUUUUUAGUCUUUAACAAGAGAAUGAGUGACAUUUACAACUCUAUGUUCUACAUACUGUUUGCAUGUGAUAAACUUUGAUACUGCACACUGUGUUUCAUUUUGAAUUUGAGAGCCCUCCAACACUGCCUUGCUGGCGGUCACUGGACCUUGAUAUUGGACACCCUUGGUCCCUUCCUCACCGUCGUCAAUAUCACUGACUCAAAUCCUGCAAUGGCACCAUCCAGUCAAGAAUCCAGAUAUUUAAAAAUUAUCUCCCCAGUUGACUACGGUGUUUGAUGUAUACCAUUACAUGGUAAGGUCAUUCCGAAUGGAUCACAUUAUCAAUAGACUAACCAUCAAUAGAUACAGAUCCAUCCUGAACAGCCAUGCCACAUCAUGGAAGGCAUCAUUUUAGCAUCAUACAGCUGUUAUGACCGUUUCCUUAUAGCCAGACCAUCAUGUGUUCGCUACUCGGCGGACCUGCCGACAACUCCUAACUAUGGUAAUUAUACAAUUUAUUUAUAACUGUGUUGUUUUGACAGAGGUGAAAUUAUCUGUCAUUUUUUUUUCCACUUGUACAAUUUUCACUAUAAUAACAAUAAUAAUCUACCUUGUUGGAUUUGUAAAUAAAACGGAUUUUUAUCUCCAUUCGGA
Messenger RNA from Pecten maximus, 10295 nucleotides. RefSeq names its product voltage-dependent L-type calcium channel subunit beta-1-like. The record is from RefSeq and is a predicted model, not a curated record. Gene Ontology annotation, molecular function: high voltage-gated calcium channel activity; protein binding. Gene Ontology annotation, cellular component: voltage-gated calcium channel complex. NCBI's taxonomy places the organism in Eukaryota, Metazoa, Mollusca, Bivalvia, Pectinida, Pectinidae. Bases 821 to 2548 code for a protein of 575 amino acids. Gene Ontology annotation, biological process: chemical synaptic transmission; calcium ion transmembrane transport; neuromuscular junction development. The transcript has 11 exons.